AUGUCCCGGGCCUUGGCCAAUUCCAAUGGGGGUAUGGGAUUGGCCAAUGGAAUCCGUGCCUGCUGUUCCUUCCCUGUCUUCUCUGAAUCACAGUCACCAGCAGCUAUGGAACUCCCGAACCCAUCUGAUCGCAAGGCCACUUUCGCGGCCUCGUAUAGCCAGACAAGUUUUGUCAACCUGCCACCUUCAGAUCCAGCCCCCAGAGUUGAUGAUGCUCACACUCCAGCAUUAGAACGGGAGAGCAUUCGCCGCGAAGAAGCCAUUCGCACCACGGCCCAGACACUUGGUAUCGAGACAUCCGUUUCCUCCUAUCGUGAUCUGGCGCUCUCCCUUAUCGAAGAUUGCCCUCUGAAGCAUGAUCUUGUUGCUUUCGUCGACAGGCCAAGACAGGCUCCUCAUGAGUCUCUGGAACUAGUUGACGCUUUCAUUGCCGACAACGAUAGAACUGAUUGGCAUACUCACUGUCCCGACGUGACCAAGAAGUGGAAAGCCUUUUGCAAAAAGAUUUCUUCAGUCUCCGACAAGGUAGCUGUCAACAGAAUGGCGGCACCCUCUGGACCCAUGAAAGCUAGAGCAACAUUCCUCUGGCACUACCCUACCGACACCUCUCCUAACCAAGUCUUCUCGCAUGUCAUGGACCCCGCAAGCCCUUCAUUGAAUGUGCAGAAGUUGAAGAAUGGUUUGAGAGGCGACGUGAAGACUAUCGACCUGAUCCCGAUCAGAGUCCUCUACAAGAAGACUGGCCCCGAAUGGGAAACAACCUAUCCAGAGUGGCCGGCCAUCGAAGAAGUUUGCGUCGACUUUACCCAAGACGCCAUCAAGGACGAUGAUUUUAUCUUUGCCAUUGGAGGCGAGGUUUUCCCAUAUCUGAAACGAAUGAUCAAAUCAUGGGGUCUCACAUUAGCGUGGCUAGAACUCGACGUCAGCACCAAGAUGUGGGAGAAAGCCCCUCGCAUCUACAUCGUCCGUGAUUCGAGCGAACAGAUCCGGAAGGUUAUUUUCUGGACAUUCCACGGUCAGUUCUCUUUUUCCAACAGGAAGGCAGCUGUUGGGGCUGUCUGGGAUUUGUUGUACAACGCGGGCUAUGAACUUGCUGGAGUGCCAAUCCUGAACUAUGGCUAUUUCGAGUGGAAGUCCAAUUUCAUUCGUCAACGCAAUUGGAGCAAUCUGCCUGAAAAGGUUGGACUCAUCGCCAAUCAUGAGAUGUACAAGAUUCUGAGAGAGAGAGAAGACGCUGAACAGAAGCCAUGUACCAUUGACUUAGUGCAACAGUGCUUCCCGUCGCUCUUUGAUAAGACCUCGGGACUUCUCGAAGAGGUCAACACAGCGGUUCAUCAGAAUGGUUAUAGUCCCUUAGAACCCAUCAUGCGUAUUUUUAUACGCAGACAGGCGGAAUCAUUUGCUACUAACAAAGACGCCAAGAGAAAAACCACACCUCCUCCCGCCCCGGAGCCCAAGAAGCCCAAAGUGACAAUGACCGAUAAGUUCCAGGCUUAUAUUGAAUCAGAUACCCUUUCUGCCGCCCAGAAGAAAGGAAACGAUACCAAGAAAGCAAUCGUCAGAGCCAAGUACGAAGCCUUCGUUGGAUCAUUCGAGGUUCAACAAGCUGAGGCCAAUCGACUUAACCCAAACAAGUCGACUGAGCAUUCUCGCGCCCUCCCAAGAAUCGACCAAAUCAAAUCUGAAUGGCAGACUGCUGUUGAAAGCGGUCUGUACAAGAAGGUCGGUACUUCACUUGGGAAAUGGUGUGUCUGGUAUAGCAAAGACUACCCUGGUGGACUCCGACACUCCAUGGAUAACGGCCCUACUGUUUUACAGCCUGGAGCCUUUGAUGGCAGACUUCACCCUGCUAUCGGUAUUUUCAACAAGUCGCACUUUAGAAACCCCAAGGAGAGGCUGGCUGCAGCUGGGCCCGAUGAGGAGGAUGAAUAUGACAACUGA
Molecule: messenger RNA, 1941 nt
Organism: Fusarium venenatum
Lineage: Eukaryota; Fungi; Ascomycota; Sordariomycetes; Hypocreales; Nectriaceae
Source: RefSeq, a predicted model, not a curated record